AUGGCUUCUAUUCACUAUGAUCCACCCUCUGUUGCAUCCCAAGUUCAUGAUGAGGAUGAGAAGAAGAGCGAAUUGCCGACGCUGACGGCGUCGGCAAACAGUGAGCCCGUUCCAUUCGCCAGGCUUCUGGCUUACGCUGACGCUGUCGACUGGCUUCUGAUGGUGCUCGGGAUGCUCGGGUCUGCGGUGCACGGGGCAGCGCAGCCCGUCGGUUACCUCUUGCUCGGUAAGGCUCUCGACGCGUUCGGGAACAACAUUUCCGACCAGCGCGAGAUGGUUAGGGCACUCGAGAAGGUGGUGCCCUUUGUGUGGUACAUGGCAAUUGCCACACUCCCUGCUGGGAUGCUUGAGAUCUCAUGCUGGAUGUACGCCAGCGAAAGGCAGUUGGCACGGCUGCGAAUCGCGUUCCUGAAAGCAGUUCUCAGUCAAGACAUCGGAGCAUUCGACACCGACUUAACGACGGCGCAGAUCAUCACCGGAAUGACAAACCAUAUGAGUGUCAUACAAGACGCGAUUGGUGAGAAGCUGGGUCAUUCUAUUGCGAGCUUCGCCACUUUCUUCGUCGGCAUCAUCAUUGCCUUUGCAUGCUGCUGGGAAGUGGCCCUCCUCGCGCUGAUCGUCGUCCCCAUGAUUCUCGUAAUCGGAGCAACGUAUACGAAGGAGAUGAACAAACUUUCAUUGUUGAGAACCGCGUACACUGCUGAAGCAACAUCUGUGGUGGAGCAGACCCUUUCCAAUAUAACAACAGUCUUUUCCUUUGUUGGAGAGAGCUCAGCUAUUAAGGCCUUCACUCAGUGCAUGGAGAAGCAAUACAUAAUGAGUAAGAAAGAGGCACUAAUAAAAGGACUGGGUUUGGGCACAUUUCAAGCAGUAACAUUUUGUUCGUGGGCAUUGAUCGUUUGGAUAGGGGCGGUCGCAGUAACUUCAAGAAAAGCCAGUGGAGGAGAUACAAUAGCUGCUGUGAUGAGCAUCCUCUUCGGAGCAAUAUCAAUCACUUAUGCUGCGCCAGAUUUUCAGAUCUUUAAUCAGGCAAAAGCAGCAGGGAAUGAAGUUUUCAAAGUGAUUGGAAGGAAGCCAAGUAUAAGUUACGAAGCAAAGGGGGAAACACUCAGAAAGAUCAAUGGAGAGAUAGACAUACAAGAAGUGCAUUUCGCUUAUCCGUCUCGCCAGGAUAACCCUAUUCUUCAAGGUUUCUCGUUGCUCAUACCAGCAGGUAAAAUUGUUGCUCUAGUGGGUACCAGCGGAUGCGGAAAGAGCACCGUGAUUUCUUUGGUUCAAAGGUUCUAUGAUCCGACCUCAGGCGACAUAUUCAUUGACGGUCACGACAUCAAGGGUUUGGAUCUGAAAUUCCUACGGAGAAACAUAGCUGUGGUUUCACAGGAGCCAUCACUAUUUUCAGGGACAAUUGAGGACAACUUAAAGAUCGGAAAAAUGGAUGCAACCGAUGAGGAGAUAGUUAAGGCAGCAUCAACAGCCAAUGCACAUUCAUUCAUAUCGCAACUUCCAGAUAAAUACUCAACGAAGGUUGGUGAGAGAGGAGUACAGUUGUCGGGUGGGCAAAAGCAACGAAUAGCCAUUGCAAGGGCAAUGCUAAAAGAUCCCCCGAUCCUUCUUCUCGACGAGGCAACGAGUGCACUGGACUCCGAGUCCGAAAAGCUAGUUCAAGAAGCUCUUGAGAGAGCUAUGAAGGGCAGAACUGUCAUUUUGAUAGCCCACAGAAUGUCGACGGUGGUUAAUUCAGACAUCAUAGUUGUGGUGGAGAAUGGGAGAGUGGCGCAGACUGGGACCCACAAGGAAUUGCUAGAGAACAGCAAAUUCUACAGCAGUGUAUUUAAUAUGCAGAAUCUGGAGAUGGAAGUGGAAGAAACAGCAUCAAGAUCUCUGGAUCAUAUUCAUAUAGAAGAAGCUAGAGGGAUCAUUCAAAGUUCUCCUAGACAAGCAUCUGAGCUCUGGGAACAACGAAAGAAAAAAAAGGAAACAAGCAACUCUCAAACGGAAGAAGCACGAAAGAUCAAAAGGAAAACAGUCCCUUUCUUUAGAAUCUGGUUUCGGUUACAUAAGCUAGAGCUUGCAAGAACCAUAAUUGGAUCUUUUGCAGCAGCUAUCUCUGGCAUUUCGAAGCCUUUAUUCGGGUUUUACAUCAUGACAAUUGGAGUGGCAUAUUACAAGCAAGACGCAAGGAAGAGAGUGGAGAAGUAUUCCAUAAUAUUCUUCAUAGUUGGAUUUCUAACACUAGUUAGUCACAUUAUACAGCACUAUCUUUACGGUCUAGUUGGAGAAAAAGCCAUGAAGAACCUAAGGGAGGCUCUCUUUUCAGUGUCGACAACAAUUGGAAAAAGCAAAAAUGCUACCGGGUUUGCUCUACCUAUUGCAGUGAUUCUUCGAAAUGAAGUGGGUUGGUUUGAAAAAUCCGAGAAUAGUGUGGGCUGUCUUACCUCACAUAUCGUCAGUGAAACAUCCAUGAUCAAGACCAUUAUAUCCGACAAAAUGUCUGUGAUCGUCCAAUGCGUCUCAUCUAUUCUAAUAGCAACUGUCGUAAGUAUGGUCGUUAACUGGAGGAUGGGUCUAGUAGCAUGGGCAGUUAUGCCGUGCCACUUCAUCGGUGGUCUUAUACAAGCUAAAUCAGCCAAAGGCUUCUCAGGUGACACUGCUAUCGCCCACCAAGAACUCGUGUCACUCGCAUCAGAAGCUGCAAGCAACAUCAGAACAGUCGCAUCCUUCGUCCAUGAAGAUCAUAUACUCAAGAAAGCUAAGCACUCAUUAAAAGAACCAAUGAGGAUUACUAGGAUAGAGAGCAUCAAGUACGGAAUAAUUCAAGGGAUAUCACUUUGCUUGUGGAACAUCGCACAUGCUGUAGCUUUGUGGUAUACUACAGUGUUGGUCGAUAAACAACAAGCAACCUUUGAAGAUGGAAUUCGAUCAUAUCAGAUAUUUUCACUGACAGUCCCCUCAAUCACAGAGUUGUGGACUUUAAUUCCUACAGUAAUCUCCGCCAUCAGCAUACUGACCCCAGCAUUCCAAAUACUAGAUCGGGAAACAAAAAUCGUGCCAGAUGUACCCAAAACUGUGAACCUAGAGAAGAUUUUAGGAAAAAUCAAAUUCAAAGCGGUUACUUUCAGCUAUCCGUCAAGGCCGACAGUGGUUAUACUAGACAGUUUCACUCUAGCUAUCGAAGAAGGAAAAAAGGUGGCCCUUGUUGGCCCCAGUGGAGCAGGGAAGUCUUCCAUUCUGGCUCUUCUGUUAAGAUUUUAUGAUCCUUGUAAGGGAAUCAUUUUGAUUGACAGGAAAGACAUAAAGAAAUACAAUCUUAGAUGGUUAAGGAAGCAGAUAGGAAUCGUCCAGCAAGAACCGAUCCUUUUUAGUUCCUCGAUGAGGGACAAUAUCAUUUACGGGAAUGAGACUGCUUCGGAAGCAGAAAUAGUCGAAGCCUCGAGAGAGGCGAACAUUCAUGAAUUUAUAAGUAGUUUGCCGAAUGGUUAUGACACAGUGGUGGGCGAGAAGGGAUGCCAACUCUCUGGAGGACAAAAGCAAAGAAUAGCCAUCGCCAGGACGCUAUUGAAGAGGCCUUCUAUAUUGCUGCUAGACGAAGCGACUAGUGCAUUGGAUGGAGAAUCUGAAAGAGUGGUCAUGAAUUCUUUCUUCUUUAAACAACAAACAAGAGAAGGUGCGCCAGUGAGCAAAAUGACCCAAAUAACAGUUGCCCAUAGACUUUCCACAAUUAUCAAUUCGGACAUGAUCGUGGUGAUGGAUAAAGGGAAGGUGGUUGAGAUGGGUAACCAUGCGACCUUGGUCGCAGCAAGUGGACUUUAUUCUAAAUUAUUCCAUAUGCAAAGCACGGUGAGAGAUUAAUUCGUUAACUUCCCAAGUUCUAUUCAGAAUAGAAGCUUGUAGGGAAGAAUAUUUAGAUGAUAAUGAAUAUCACAUGUUGCAAGAGCAACAUUGCAACAGCAGGACUUGUUUGUAUACAUGAUACGCAACAUGAAAUCAUAAUGAAGAUAUGGAAAAUCCGUACUGAUAGCUUAUUUUGUUGAAAAUUGAGCGGAAGUCUUAAAAUUUUCGUCCUUUUGGAGAACAAUUCUUCAACUGCAAUUUUUCUUUCUGAAAAUGGUUUUUUCAUUUUCUUCUGUAAAAAUAUAGUUGCAAGGGGAAGAGGAAAAAAAAAAAAAAAACCCUCGACAAAAGAGCUAACAUGAUUGAUGGAAUCUUUUGUCAAGAUCUUAGAAAACAUAUGAAUGUAAGAUACGAAUGUUUAUACACAUAGCUGAUAGAUUAAUAAUUCUCAAUAAGCUG
Molecule: messenger RNA, 4290 nt
Organism: Ananas comosus (pineapple)
Lineage: Eukaryota; Viridiplantae; Streptophyta; Magnoliopsida; Poales; Bromeliaceae
Product: ABC transporter B family member 10-like
Exons: 10
Coding region: 1-3849 (1282 amino acids)
Biological process (GO): transmembrane transport
Cellular component (GO): membrane
Molecular function (GO): ATP binding; ATP hydrolysis activity; ABC-type transporter activity
Source: RefSeq, a predicted model, not a curated record